GGGGCGGCGGCCUCGCCUCGUCUCUGUCUCUGCGCCUGGGUCUGCUGGGUGACGCGGAGCGCCACAGAGAUGUCGGAUUUCGACAGUAACCCCUUUGCGGACCCGGAUCUCAACAACCCCUUCAAGGAUCCAUCAGUUACACAGGUGACAAGAAAUGUUCCACCCGGACUUGAUGAAUAUAAUCCAUUCUCGGAUUCUAGAACACCUCCACCAGGCAGUGUGAAAAUGCCCAAUGUGCCCAAUACACAACCAGCAAUAAUGAAACCAACAGAGGAACAUCCAGCUUAUACACAGAUUGCCAAGGAACAUGCCUUGGCUCAAGCUGAACUUCUUAAGCGCCAGGAAGAACUAGAAAGAAAAGCUGCAGAAUUAGAUCGUCGAGAACGAGAAAUGCAGAACCUCAGUCAACAUGGCAGAAAAAAUAAUUGGCCCCCUCUUCCUGGCAAUUUUCCUGUGGGACCUUGUUUCUAUCAGGAUUUUUCUGUAGACAUUCCUGUAGAAUUCCAAAAAACAGUAAAACUUAUGUACUACUUGUGGAUGUUCCAUGCUGUAACACUGUUUCUAAAUAUCUUCGGAUGCUUGGCUUGGUUUUGUGUUGAUCCCACAAGAGGGGUUGAUUUUGGACUGAGUAUCCUGUGGUUCUUGCUUUUUACUCCUUGUUCAUUUGUCUGUUGGUACAGACCACUUUACGGAGCUUUCAGGAGUGACAGUUCAUUCAGAUUCUUUGUAUUCUUCUUCGUGUAUAUUUGUCAAUUUGCUGUACAUGUACUCCAGGCUGCAGGAUUUCAUAAUUGGGGUAAUUGUGGUUGGAUUUCAUCCCUCACUGGUCUUAACCAAAAUAUUCCUGUUGGCAUCAUGAUGAUAAUCAUAGCAGCACUUUUCACAGCGUCGGCGGUCAUUUCACUAGUUAUGUUUAAAAAAGUACAUGGACUAUAUCGAACCACAGGUGCUAGUUUUGAGAAGGCCCAACAAGAGUUUGCAACAGGGGUGAUGUCCAACAAAACUGUCCAGACCGCAGCCGCAAAUGCAGCAUCAACUGCAGCAACGAGUGCAGCUCAGAAUGCUUUCAAGGGUAACCAGAUGUAAGGAGUCUUCAAACAACACACUGUUACCUUUUGACUGUACUUUUUCUCCGGUUACUGUAUCUACAAAUAUUUUUAUGUUCAAAACACACAGUACACACAGCAUGGGUAUUUCCUGUUCACUUGUGCAUGGGCUAAAACCAGAAAAACUCCCUUGUCUUAUUACUUUACCUAAUAGUUUCUUAAUCUUUCAGUGCCCCUUGCAGAAAAAAUAUAUUACAUGCGAAAUAAAUAUUCUCCAUAUUUUUUGGAGGAUGAUGGCCAGUGAAUCAUUCAGUGGUGACACACUGAAAUUAAUAUGGUACUUAUGAUUAAAAACGCGCUUAGUUUUAAUUGCAGUAGUUCUUUCAAGAAUCUUUAGGAGGUAAAGCU
Messenger RNA from Tupaia belangeri chinensis (Chinese tree shrew), 1454 nucleotides. RefSeq names its product secretory carrier membrane protein 1 (gene SCAMP1). The transcript has 9 exons. Bases 70 to 1086 code for a protein of 338 amino acids. Gene Ontology annotation, biological process: protein transport. Gene Ontology annotation, cellular component: recycling endosome membrane; trans-Golgi network membrane. NCBI's taxonomy places the organism in Eukaryota, Metazoa, Chordata, Mammalia, Scandentia, Tupaiidae. The record is from RefSeq and is a predicted model, not a curated record.